AGCAGCAGCAGCAAAUCAUUGUGGAUUAUAAAAGUCUUGGCAAUAACACCAAGUUGGUCACAAAAUGUCUACAAUUUUUGAUUCAAUUCUUGUCUAUUUACUAUUAUUAUUGUUGUUGUUGAUGAUGAUGAAUAAUAAUUGUCCAAGACAGCCAUUUUUUGUAUCAUCAAUGGAAACGUCCACAUUAUCAUUAGCCACACAGCAACAACAACAAUCAACCCUUAAUAGAACUGUACAGCUUAAAAAUGGUCAUUAUAUUCCUGUUGUUGGUUUAGGCACAUCAAGGAUUGCAACAACAUCUGAACAAAUAAUACAAGCCAUAAAAAAUGCCAUCAAUGUUGGUUAUCGUCAUAUUGAUACGGCCGAUUUCUAUCAAAAUGAAAAAGAUAUUGGACAAGCAUUAUAUGAACUUAUACAAGAUGGAAAAAUUACUAGAGAAGAAUUAUUCAUUACAACAAAAGUAUGGAGUAAUCAUCAUACAAAAGAAUUGGCAAUCAAAUCGGUUCGCCAAUCAUUAAAAAAUCUUCGUAUUGAUUAUCUUGAUUUAGUGCUUAUACAUUGGCCAAUGUCAUUUCAAUCUGGUGAUGAAUUUGUACCAAAAUUCACCAAUAACAAUACAAUAAUUGGUAGUGAUUUGAGUAAAGAAAAUUUUGAAUUAGCAUAUCAAGGUUUAGAAGAUGCAUGUGAUCAGAAUCUAACCCGUUCAAUUGGUGUAUCUAAUUUCAAUAUAAAACAAUUGGAUAAACUUUUAUCAACAACAACAACAACAACAACAACAAAUAGACGACGACGAUAUGAACCAGUAGUGAAUCAAGUUGAAUGUCAUCCACAUUUGAAUCAAGAAAAAUUACUUGAAUAUUGUCAAAAUAAACACAUACAUUUGGUUGCAUAUUCACCAUUACGUCGUGCUAAUGUAGAAUUAUUUGAUGAACCAAAAUUAAAACAAAUUGCUUUGGAACAUAAUCGAACAAUUGCACAGAUCAUUUUACGUUGGCAAUUACAAAGGGGUAUUGUUAUUAUACCACGUACGAAUAAAAAACAUCGUAUGAUAGAAAAUAUUUCAUUAUUUGAUUUUCAACUAAAUCAAACAGAAAUGUUGGCCAUUAUGUCAUUGGAUAAAAGCAACAAUAAUGGUGGCAGAGAAAUUACAUUUGAAUCAGCUUCACAUUUACCAGAAUUUCCAUUUGUUAUACAAUAAUAACAACAACAACAACAACAAUUAAAUCAUUUGCUCUUUAGUGUGUUGUACUAUACCACCAUUAAUGGUAGUUUAGUUAAUGGCCUCAAACGAAAAAAAAGAGAAUUCCACCAUAAUAUAGCUUAAUGAAUCAUCAUUAAUUUAAAUGAUGAUCAUCAUCGGGUUGGCUCCAAAUUUUGUCAGAAAAAAAAAAAUAAAAAAAUAAAUUUCAUUCACAACAAACAGACAUCAAUCCAUUUGUGAAUUUUAUUUUUCUAGCCCCCUCUAUUAUUUUUUAUUUUUUUAUGCAAUAAUCCAUAGUAGUAGUAGUAGUAGUAGUAAAAAGAAACCAUGUCAAGGUUCUA
Dermatophagoides farinae (American house dust mite) is the source of this 1542-nucleotide messenger RNA. Its product is annotated as aldo-keto reductase family 1 member B15. The record is from RefSeq and is a predicted model, not a curated record. NCBI's taxonomy places the organism in Eukaryota, Metazoa, Arthropoda, Arachnida, Sarcoptiformes, Pyroglyphidae. Gene Ontology annotation, molecular function: oxidoreductase activity.